CUAAUCCAAUCCUGUUCCAAACACACCCAUAUGCCAAACCAAGAAUUGAUCAAUCUUCUCAUUCCAUAUCUAUUGUAUCUUGGAUUCUUGAAUACCACGUAAACACCAUGGAAGACGGUCGUUUCGUCAAGGAUAGUUAUUGGUUUUACGCCCCGAAUAAGGGAGCCCCGAUAUUCUUUGCCAUCGCCUAUCUUGCUACAGGCCUGGUCCAUUUUUGGCAAGCAGCGCAUUACAAAAGUUGGAGGCUCACCGGCCUAUAUGCUUUCUGCUCGCUUCUGUUCGUAGCCGGCUUCAUUGUCAGAGAGCUUGCGGCAUUCGACUAUUCGAACCUCACCUACUAUAUCGCCUCCGUGUGUCUCGUCUACGCUGCGCCCCCUCUUUAUGAGCUAGGUAAUUACCAUGUACUCGGUCGUAUACUUUACUUCGUUCCUUACUAUUCGCCGAUCCACCCCGGCCGAGUCUUGACAACCUUCGCUGCCAUUUCCAUGGUUGUCGAGGCACUCAGUGGGGUAGGAGCGGCUUAUAUAUCUAACCAGACGUUGCCAAAGGACAUGCAGCAUGCGGGCCAGAAGUUGCUUCAAGCUGCUUUGAUACUGCAACUUGUCGUUGUGUCCCUCUUCGUGUUGCUUGCGGGAACCUUCCACAUGAAGUGCCGGAAGAACGGCAUCAACCAUCCCAAGGUUAACCAGCCGCUCAUGACUCUCUAUAUUAGCAGUGCUAUUGUCAUGGUCAGAUGUAUCUAUCGAACAGUUGAGUUUUUCGACUCGACCACGUUAAGCACAUUGAAGCCCGGAUUCGACCCCGAGACCGUCAGCCCUAUCAUUCGCUACGAAUGGUUCUUUUACGUCUUCGAAGCGACACUCAUGCUAUGCAACAGCGUGCUGUUGAAUGUCCGCCAUCCCCGCCGCUGGUUACCGAAGUCCACCAAAGUCUACCUUGCCAAAGACGGCGUGUCGGAAAUCACAGGGCCGGGAUACAAGGAGGAGAGAAACAUCGUUGCUACGCUCCUUGACCCUUUCGACAUAUACGGUAUGAUCAAGGGCAGAGAUCAAGCGACGCGAUUCUGGGAGACGAGCAACAACCACGGAGAGCCGAAGGCCGAGAUUGAUCGUAUGUUGCCGAUGAAUCCGGGACAUGCUCAUACCGCUGUCUGAUGACGACAAGAGUUAAAACCAAAGACUCGAGGCAUACCUACCCAGCUACAAGUUUAGGCGCCACGUCUGGAUUGCACGGAUGGUGGAGAUAACGAUGAUUGUGACGUUGUUGGAGAGACGGUCCCGACGUGGUGAGAUUUAUGAUCGUCAUCCUCAUAAAUGGGAACGUAAUAAACGCCGCGCGAAGGAUCCAUGCGGCGUUUAGUAUAUAGAUGUUUGAAAUUGGCUAUAGAGUAAGGAUUCGGAGUAAAUGAGUUUUCAUUUUUCCUCCCUCGGAAUCGGGAAGGGAGCCGCACGGUGUGGGAUCCCGAAUUAUUGGCUUUUAUAGAUACCUGGAUACCUAUGAUUUAUGGCGAAUUGAUUCGAAACGCGCGAAACAUUUGAAUAGUUCCAUCCUGUCAGAAUUAAACCAGUUCUUUGAAACAAGCCACAUAGGCACACGUAGGUACUAAUGACAAUUCCUAUAAUCUGACAGUCUGAUUAUUAUCUGAGCCUAG
Messenger RNA from Hypoxylon trugodes, 1651 nucleotides. Its product is annotated as RTA1 like protein-domain-containing protein. The record is from RefSeq and is a predicted model, not a curated record. Gene Ontology annotation, cellular component: membrane. Lineage: Eukaryota; Fungi; Ascomycota; Sordariomycetes; Xylariales; Hypoxylaceae. The transcript is spliced from 3 exons. The coding region runs from base 108 to 1154 and encodes 348 amino acids.